Oncorhynchus keta (chum salmon) is the source of this 7620-nucleotide messenger RNA. Its product is annotated as cAMP-specific 3',5'-cyclic phosphodiesterase 4C. The transcript is spliced from 15 exons. Gene Ontology annotation, cellular component: cytosol; perinuclear region of cytoplasm; nucleus. Gene Ontology annotation, biological process: signal transduction. Gene Ontology annotation, molecular function: 3',5'-cyclic-AMP phosphodiesterase activity. Bases 1484 to 3910 code for a protein of 808 amino acids. The record is from RefSeq and is a predicted model, not a curated record. NCBI's taxonomy places the organism in Eukaryota, Metazoa, Chordata, Actinopteri, Salmoniformes, Salmonidae.
AACUGCAGUUGUGAUUGCGCUCUACAAACGCAUCUUGCAUUGAGAGUGCGCUUGGCUUCAACCCUGCGUGUCCAGAUAUGAUCCAAUUAUGCUGAAAACGGUCAGAGAAAUCUUAAGUGACAGCUCGCAUCAGUGGAACGACUGCGACAAAUAGCUAAAACGGAUACAACAAAUAGAGCGUUUUGUGAGAGGUGGUUAUCCAUUUACUACGGCUUACACUUUUGACCACGUCGGCAGUGCACUGAAAGCAGACAGUGGUGAAAAACGAUUUAGUAGGCUAUUAAAAUACAUCAGUUCUUUUGAUUUUAUGUCGAGGGCUUUCCAGGAGAAUAUCGUCAAUAUGAGGGAAUUAAUAAUACGUUAUUAAAUUCCUUUCAGUCCAAAGAGAUAAACCAACUGGACAGGAGCCGCGAGUGUGGGCUUGCUGGAGAGAAAAAAAGGGAACUAGAAAGAAGCGAGAGACUGGAGGGGUUGAUGAUGCGUUAUGGUUAAUGUAACAUUUGUCGUCAAUCUGGAGUUCAGACGUGACAAUGGACAGAUAAUGGAAGCAGCGACUACAGGAUUUCGAGAGUCAAUGAUUUUCUGGUAGCCGUUUGCUUUUGAUAAUGCAUUGUGUGAAGAAGAGCGGCAAAGGAAAUAACAUCGCGUGGGUUUUGGAUACAGGCACAACCACAACUCCAAAGACAACCGAAAUUAUGUAAUUCAUGGAGAUGUUCUAUUGCUCGAAAUCUAAUUUAAUCUCAAACUGAAAUAAUUGGAUCAAACAUUUUAAUAUAGGGAAAAGUCGAGACAGUGGGCUCCGCGCGUGCGGCUCAGCCUAUGUAGUUCCAGAUGCACGACGGUAUUCUGUGUUACUUUUUAUGGCUACAGCUGGAGACCGAACGGUUACGAGCGAGCUUUGACAGACAUGUGCGGUCGAGAGCAGCAAUAAUAUCCCUCAUCGCACAGGAGCCAACGGUCUGUGAUUCUGCAAUAAGGAGCCGAUAAAAGCAAUAGAUUGCUCUGUAACUAAAGUGAUCAAGUGCGCAAUGGGCGACAAGGUGUCAAACUUCAGGGGAAGCACCCGUGAGGGUCUAUCGUCACCUACCAGACGGAUACUUUAACGAUUGGCGAAGCUCUCAGCAAAAAAGAAGGGAAACGUUUUACAUUUAGAAGAGAGAUUAACUUUUGGUUUGGAAUUUAAUUGGAUUAACGGUAGGCAAAAGAAAGACACUUUCUGGGUGAAUUUAGUCACAUUCUCUGCCUGACAGUACCACUGUGAUAAUGGUCGAAAGGUUUACAUGUUAUUAUUUAGAAUAUUACAUAUAACAUCGGACUGCACUUGACUUGAUCACUUUUGUCUACUCAAUUACACAGGGUAGGCUACGAUUAAGUGGCAAUGAUGGACGCCAAUAGGUUAGUCUUUUGAAGUCAAAGAAUAUAUAGCCAUAUUAUUAUUUGUGUCAAUAUAUUGAGAUAUAAAAGGGAUAUUUUAAUUUGCACUAUGAUGGAAGUACCACCACCAUGCUCGAAAAAGAGCCUUUCUCUCUCGCUCCCCGUUCCCCGGGAGCAGGCGACCCUAAAGCCUCCGCAACAUCUUUGGAGACAGCCACGGACCCCCAUCAAAAUCAAACACCGGGGAUACUCCGACACCGACCGCCAUCACCACCGAGGGAUAGAGCGCUCUAAUGCCAUGGACACGAGCGACAGACCGGGGCUGAGGAAGUGUCGGAUGUCCUGGCCAUCCUCGUUCCAAGGAACCACGAACCCCUCCAUCGGCAAUUGUGUUGGAAAUAAACGUUUUGACUCAGAGAAUGGUCCUUCGCCCGGCCGCAGCCCCAUGGAUUCGCAGGCGAGUCCUGUGCUGGGGCUGCACCCCUCCUUUACCACAGAGGGGUGCAGGAGUCGCGGGGAGCGCAGGGAGUCCUUCCUGUACCGAUCAGACUCCGACUAUGACAUGUCCCCCAAGAACAUGUCACGCAACUCCUCCAUCAACAGUGAGGGGCAUGCAGAAGAUCUCAUAGUCACCCCUUUUGCUCAGGUGUUGGCCAGUCUACGAACUGUAAGAAGCAACUUCACCAUCCUCGCCAAUGUCACGACACCCACUAACAAGAGGUCACCAGUGACAAGCCAACCCACUGUUCCCCAGGCAACACUCUCUGAUGAGACGUACCAGCAGAUGGCAAGGGAGACUCUGGCUGAGUUAGACUGGUGUCUGGACCAGCUGGAGACCAUCCAGACCCACCGCAGUGUCGGUGACAUGGCCUCCAACAAGUUUAAGAGGAUGUUGAACCGGGAGCUAUCUCACCUGUCAGAGAUGAGUCGUUCAGGGAACCAGGUGUCUGAAUACAUCUCCACUACCUUCCUGGAUAAGCAGAAUGAGGUAGAGAUCCCGUCUCCGACCCUGCGGGAGCGGGACCGGGACAAGCCCAUGUGUCAUAUCAGUGGAGUGAAGAAGCUGACGCACAGCUCCAGCCUGUCCAUCAACACCACCAUGCCACGCUUCGGAGUCAAGACGGAACAGGAGGAUGCACUGGCCAGGGAGCUGGAUGACUUGAAUAAGUGGGGCCUUAAUAUCUUUCGUCUGGCUGAGUUCUCCAAUAAUAGGCCUCUCAGCUGCAUCAUGUUCGCCAUCUUCCAGGAGAGGGAUCUGUUGAAGACGUUUCGAAUCCCUGUCGACACCUUCGUGACCUACGUUAUGACCCUGGAGGACCACUACCAUGCCAACGUGGCCUACCACAACAGCCUCCACGCCGCUGACGUCACACAGUCCACCCACGUCCUGCUGUCCACACCGGCUCUGGACGCUGUGUUCACUGAUCUGGAGAUCCUGGCUGCGUUAUUCGCUGCUGCCAUCCAUGAUGUGGAUCAUCCUGGCGUGUCCAACCAGUUCCUCAUCAACACCAACUCGGAGCUGGCUCUGAUGUACAACGAUGAGUCAGUCCUGGAGAACCACCACCUGGCCGUGGGCUUCAAGCUGCUCCACGAGGACAACUGUGACAUCUUCCAGAACCUCAGCAAGAGGCAGAGACAGAGUCUGCGCAAGCUCGUUAUCGAUAUGGUGUUGGCGACGGAUAUGUCCAAGCACAUGAGUUUGCUGGCUGAUCUGAAGACCAUGGUGGAGACGAAGAAGGUGACCAGUUCAGGAGUGCUCCUGCUCGACCACUACACUGACCGCAUCCAGGUGCUGAGGAACAUGGUGCACUGUGCGGACCUAAGUAACCCCACCAAGCCCCUGGUCGUGUACAGAGAGUGGACUGAGCGCAUCAUGGAGGAGUUCUUUAGACAGGGGGACAAGGAGAGGGAGAGAGGCAUGGAGAUCAGCCCCAUGUGUGACAAACACACUGCUUCUGUGGAGAAGAGUCAGGUGGGCUUCAUCGACUACAUCGUGCACCCUCUGUGGGAGACGUGGGGGGACCUGGUGCACCCUGACGCCCAGGACAUCCUUGACACUCUGGAGGACAACAGGGACUGGUACCAGAGCACCAUCCCCCAGAGCCCCAUCUCCCCACCCCCAAUCCCCCUCGGCCCAGACAAGAGGCUCAACGCCUGCAUCGACAAGUUCCAGUUCAAGCUCACCUUGGAUGACGACACCGAGGGAGGACAGGAGGAGGAGGAGGAGGAGGAGGAGGGGAAAACCACCCCCAAUCACAUGGUGCUGGACUGCAGUCAGGGAGAGGAGGAAGACAAGAAAGAAGAGGAGGAAGGAGAGGACGUGUUAAAUGAUGAAAGGGAAGGAGACAUCAUCGAGGAGGAAGGGGAAGUACGGAUGGAGGAGGAGGUAGAGGAGGAGGAGGAGGAGGAGGAGGAGGAGGAGGAGAAGAGGGGAGUUCUCCAGAAAGCUCAGUCAGGGGUGGAGAUACACUCUGACACAAGCCCCGUGGAGGACUGCGAGGAGGAAGACUCCUCCUCACCAGCUGAUGACACAUGAGUUCCGCUCCUCUCUCCCUGGCCACACCCCACAUGCACACACCACGCCCCUGUUGUCCACCCUUUAUUUCCAAUGGCCAAAACCCAAGAUCAAAUAAGACUACAUAGACCUUAGACAAUAGACCUUUAAAUCUAUUUUUCAAAAAGGGAACACAAAUAAUAUUGCUUAAAGAAAAGCUAUUUACACAACAACUGUAGAUUUGGAGUUGGAGCUGGAGGUGUUUCUUCCAGCUGAUGGUAUGAGGAACAGCUAUGAGGACAAAGAGGAACAUAGAGAAGCAUUAAUAAUGGGCCAUUGAAGACAGUGUAGCACUGGAAAUGAAACACACACACAUAAACAUGCACAAACUCACCUCCACACACAAAUACACCUCACUCACACACUUUGAUUCAUGGAGAAAAAAAACCUCUGAAGUCUACACACGAGAAUGUGUGUGUUUGUGUGUGUGUUUGUGUGUGUGUUUGACUCUGAUUGGUAACGAAUCUCUUUGGAAAAAGCCAUCUCUAUAUGGAGUAUUAACUAGUGUCAGUCAGUAUUACUAGUUCAUGUUUGUUAGAAUUCAACAAGAACUCUGUUUUUUUCUGAGUGACUUAUUUUCCAUUUCUGUCGGAAAGAAGACUACAGAUAUCUAUCUAUAGAGGAGGAGAGGCGCGAGAAAAGAAGAGAGGAUUACGUUUAAUAAAGAAAGGAAGACGCUGUGAUGAGGGGACCUGAGGGUCCCGCCUCCAUUUUCCCAUUUUCCCUUUAUGAAGAAGCGCUACCGGUGCAAGAUGGCUGUGUGCCUUUCUGGAAACACCAGCUCCUGAAACAUGAGGCUGUCGUGAAGCAAUGCAUCGUGGGACAGGAGUCUCUGCUUUUGUCUUCAUUUUUGACUGUCUCUUGUUCAAAGAUCUAUUGUAACUGUUCAUGAUUUAGUGUGUGUGUGCGUGUGUGUGCGUGCGUGCACGCGUGUGCGUGUGCGUGUGUGUGUGUGAGUGUGCGUGCGUGUGUCACAUGCUCAGUCUGUUUCUGUGGUGACAGGUUUUCAGCUUUAAGUCUUCCUUUGUUGCUUUUCAAGUUGAUGAGACGUUUCAGAACUCGUAGAUAAGGAGAAGUCACUAUCCCCACACCACCACACCUGCUGCUUGUGGACUCUCCAGUUUUUACAUACAAAAAUUAUUUGUCUUUUUUACUUUCUGAGGAUAAGCCAUGAGAUACUUUAGAGUAUAUGUUCUGCCUGUUUUCUAUUUAUUCUUGUUUUUUGCUAAAUAUGUUUGAAGGAUUAGGAUAAUAUCAUCAGCAGCACAAAUUCACAUUCCAUCUCUUACCCAGUCACACUGUAUUUAUUCACCAGUCUCUUCUCACUUACUGCAUCAGUUGUCACCAAAGCAACAGAUUGGAAACUGAUGAGGGGAGAGAUGCUUUGACGGGGCAGACUGAGAGGAUUUUGUCAGGGUGAUUUCAGGAUUGGAGGGAAUCGAAAGAACGAGCUUGGCCAGAAAGGAGGCUGUUCAGACAGUCACACACAGCCAUUCUUGUUACGUUUUAAGCUUUUCUGCCUUAAUGUCAAAUGCAGGAUACAUACCUGCCUCUAUGUAGAUUUAUAAGAUAAAUUCAAAAUAUCCUAGUAUAUUUAUACCAUGUCUGUAUGCCUCUAUCUGUGAGUGUCUGUGUGUCUAUACACAAUGUACCCAGCAUCAGCAUAUGGACAGGAACAUUUUAUGGCCAAUAUUAAGAAUGUGUUGUGUCAGUUACGAGGGCCCAAUAAAUAGGCCAAUUUAGCUCCAGGGAAUGCAGGUCAAAUGAGUGGUAAACAUAUAGCUGUUGCAGACCGGAUGUCGAGUAAGUAUAUUUUCUCACAAUACUUUUUCUGGUUGAAAAUAACGUCUGUCUUGGGCUGAGUAAAUGUCUGAUGUUAUGUUGAGAAAGAGACAGACAGACAGACAGACAGACAGACAGACAGACAGACAGACAGACAGACAGUGAGAGAGAGAGAGAGAGAGAGAGAGAGAGAGAGAGAGAGAGAGAGAGAGAGAGAGAGAGAGAGAGAGAGAGAGAGAGAGAGAGAGAGAGAGAGAGAGAGAGAGAGACCUUUCUCUUGUUAUGUGUUGUGUGUCAUCACUCACUAGAAUCACCAUCCUAGCUGUAUGAGGUCAUGGUCACAGGAUUAAUCAGCACACAGCUUGAAUAGGUCUCAGUUUUGACUUGGAGUUGUUCACAGGGUAAAAAAACAACAACAUAAGUAUAGCUGGUUUCUGCUGGUCGGUAACGUAGCUCAGCCUGUGCCUGAUGGAACAGAGGCCUGAGAUCCAUCCAGUCCAGCUCUGUGAUUGGCUGGAGCAGCAUUGCGGUGUCACCGCACAGGCCUUUAAUUGUUGGAAUAUGGGAAUCCAACGUUACUGUCUCAGUACCUGGAGUAGGAGAUUCCCAUGAAGCUUCCCCCUGUCUUUGAAGAUAUAUGGCUUUGUUUAUCUGGCUUUUUGUUUUGUCAUGAGCUAUAAAAACAAAUAAAUAUUUGAUUGCCAUUUUAACACAAUACUGUAGCGAUCAUUUCUUAUUAAGACAUUAUUCUGUUGAUGAAUUACUGACAUUCUUUUUGAAUAUUGAAAAGAAAACCAUGGAAAAUACCACAAGUGUUUUCUUUGAACAGUUUGUGUACAGUUUUUAUUUUUGUAUCAUUCUGGUGGAUGGUAAACGCAACUAUAAUGACAUAUUGAUAAUAUAUUGAAAAUAACUAUUUGCAUUAUCACAGCUUGUUUUCUAUAUUUUGUAAUGUUGGAUUGUAAAAUGACAAAUUUAUUCAGGUCAUUAUCAUUGAUAAUUAACCACGUUUAGUUAUAAGAAAAUAACUGAAUCGGUAAAACACUACUGGCCACACCAUCACGCUUUCCUUCUCUCUUUCUGUCCUCAUCUUUCCUCUGUCUUUCUCUUUUGUGCUAUCAUUUUUCUCACACAGAGAAGUAGGUACAUUUCAUUAUUAGAUUAAUUAGAUAGAUUGGAUGAAUUAGGAUUAGAUUAAUCAUCAGAAAAAUGAAAAUGUUUUGUACCCAAACUUUAUCUUAAGGGAGGUUGUAGGGUAGACAAUGUGGUUAAAGUAGUAUGUGGGUACAGUAUGUGUUUUUCUUUGAGGAUUUGGUAGUUAUGUCUCUCACUGGUUCCGUUGGACCUGGUUUCAAGGCUUAGUUUUUUUCUAUUGUGCUAUUCCAUAUUGCUCAAGUCAUAAUCAAUGAAAACUAUUCAUUAUCAAUAUGCCAUGUAGGAGUGAUUGUGAGUAAUUGACAGAUGUGUAUGGGUGAAGUGAGAGGUUAAAAAAACAAGAGGGUUCUGUGAGAGACAUUGCGUAGCCAUUUUGAAAUGAGCACCUCCACUUCUUGGUCACUUUUGUCAUAUUAGACUCCCUCUGAGAACAAUUAUCUGGGCUUUAAAUCAUGUGUUACUUGUUCACAAGUUAGGAAAAUUAUAUAAAUGGAGAAAACACCAUGAAAUGAUUGUAAUAUUUGUAAAUUAUAUUGCUGUAAUGUGUAAAAUGUGUCCAAGUUAUUUUUUAUUAUAUUAUUUUUAUGAAAGGUUUUCUUCUGAGAGAACUGAGGAGUUAUUUUGUGAAUAAAAUGCAUUUAAUAAGCAAACAGCUAUAAUAUACAAUUAUAUAUCAGUAUAUUUUUAUUUUAUUUCACUGUUCGGUACUGUAAAGUGUGUUAAAAUUACAAAUAAAGGAAGAUUUUUAAAAUAAU